AUGAUCGAUAUCACUACAGUUGAAGGCUACGAUGAUUUUGUAAAGAACCAUAAAGACUUUUUAGUGGUUCUCCCUGAACACUCAGCGGAGCACGCAAAGAGUUAUAUAAUUGAAAACUCGAAUCACAAAGUGAUCGCGAACAUUGAUGAUUCCGUGAGGAAAUAUUUGAUCAACCGGAAGUAA
This is a messenger RNA of Huiozyma naganishii CBS 8797, 183 nucleotides long. RefSeq lists its product as uncharacterized. The transcript has a single exon. The record is from RefSeq and is a predicted model, not a curated record. The coding region runs from base 1 to 183 and encodes 60 amino acids. NCBI's taxonomy places the organism in Eukaryota, Fungi, Ascomycota, Saccharomycetes, Saccharomycetales, Saccharomycetaceae.